AUGGACGGUAAAACCUUAAAUUCGUUGAAUACGCAGGGCAGACUGCCACGCCGAAAUCAUGCAGCGAAAAACUCCGCUUGCGAUACUUAUCAAGUGUUUGAAAUGACACAACCGGAUUCUGGUUCAUUCGCGGAAUUUUUAAUCGUUGCUUUUAUUGUUACAGGAGCGAACGGCCUCAGGAGACGAGGAAGACAAACCUACACAAGAUAUCAAACGCUAGAAUUAGAGAAAGAGUUCCACACGAACCACUACCUUACGCGGAGGAGACGCAUAGAGAUGGCGCACGCGUUGUGCCUCACGGAGAGGCAAAUCAAAAUAUGGUUCCAGAACCGAAGGAUGAAGUUAAAGAAAGAGAUCCAGGCUAUAAAGGAGUUGAACGAGCAGGAGAAACAGGCGCAGGCGCAGAAGGCGGCGGCGGCUGCUGCGGCGGCCGCGGCUGCUGCCCAGGGACACCCCGAACAUUAA
This is a messenger RNA of Bombyx mandarina (wild silkworm), 465 nucleotides long. RefSeq names its product homeobox protein abdominal-A homolog. Lineage: Eukaryota; Metazoa; Arthropoda; Insecta; Lepidoptera; Bombycidae. The record is from RefSeq and is a predicted model, not a curated record.